This is a messenger RNA of Durusdinium trenchii, 1577 nucleotides long. Lineage: Eukaryota; Dinophyceae; Suessiales; Symbiodiniaceae. The record is from the annotation of a GenBank genome assembly.
AGGCUCAUUCCAGCAGCGCAUGAUUGUUUUUUCGCAUUUCAGUCUACGCCCGCAGUUGCAGCACAUUGCAGCAACUCUCCGACGCAAACAGAGAAGAACAUAACCAAAAGACCAGUUCGACGACUGCUACCCCAUUGGCCCAUGCUGUGAGGAAGAGGCGUGUUCACUUCCAAGUCACCUGGGCAGGUCGGAAACACACAUCGAGUCGGAGGUUGCAGUUGGUUGACUGCAGAUGCUCUUCCAGGACCAGUAUGCUCAACAACAGCAACAGUGACAUCACGCAAACGACGCAGUAAGAGUCGCCUCAAGUACUUCUUGUUUUCUUUUGUGGAGGCGGAAACGUUCCACUCAGGCCACUCAGGAAAAUCUAUGAACGCUUGCUUCUCAGUUGUGGCCUUCCUGGUUCUAAAUAGUUCGCCCUCAACAUGCGGCUGCUGGUGCAUUCGUGGCUUUCAAUGGUGGUGAUGGCGCUAGCGCAGGAGCAGCUAAGUUCCGUCUCAGAGGCUGAAAGUGCCAAACGGGCCUUGCAAAAUGAAUGUGAUGAUUGUGAUGAUGCUGCCCUGGAGCUCUUGCAUCUCCGUGCUGGAAAAACUGCAACGGGUGGGGCAGACUCGACAGAGACAGAGACAGGCACUGCGGAAUCGGCCGAUGAUUCACGAUGGAAAAUCUUUGGUAUCAACAUUUGCUUUGGCUGUGGGACAUGCUGCAAUUUGAAUAACGACGCGCUUUGCUGCUCCGCUGACAGUCAAUGUAGCUUUGUGAAUGGUUCUGCAGCCUGUGAAGCCCCUGCUCUUGGACGAGACAUCGAUAUCGGUGGCACAUAUGGCUCAAUUACUACAGGAGAUGUCACGAUUGGAACACCCCACGGUAAACAUGGCAAGUGUGGCGGCUGCCGAAAUUGCUGCCGCAGUCAUGCUCGCAAGGGAGGCCAGGAUAGCUAUCAAGAGGUAUGCUGCCCUUCAGAUACCACGUGCCAGUAUGAGGGAAAUAAGGUGUCAUGCGUUCACGGGAGUCGAGGAGGCGGAGCAGGCGGUGGAGACAUCCACAUUGGCGGCCAUUAUGGGUCAGUUCACACGGGCAACCUGACGAUUGGAUGAAGCUGUGAUACGACGACAAAGCGCGCAACGAAGAUUCAAGGCUAGUCACAGUCCUGCCGCGCUGCCCCUUCAAGUACGCUCAGACUCUGAGAGUUUUGACAUUUUGACUGUGGCAUCUGCGGAUGGCCACAGACGGAUGGCCACUAUAAGCCUCUAUGCCAGUGACCUUGAACUUGAGAGGAACGUUAACAGAUGUGCCAGAGGCGAGAAGCAUUUCACCAAGUCACUAUUCUGGUUAAAGAACUCAAGGGUUUGGUAUGUUCAAGUUCCGAUUGAGGUUCCAAAUCCAGUGUUCCUGUUAGAGCUCGUCACAUAUGCCAAAGUGCAUACGAGCAGUCGAUGGUUCCAUGCGAACAGUUUGAAGUAGUCCUUUUGCCAAGAUAAUGUUUUGUGGUGAAGGGCGGAAAAGAGGGCGAAGAUAGCUGAAUGGGGUUUCAAGAGCAUCAUUUGUUUGCAUGUCAACAUGGACAGCUUGUGGAG